AUGCUGUGUAGGAGUAGUAUUAGGCACUAGGACCCAGCAGGUGCAGCACCGUGUUAUUUUAGUGAUUUGCAGCACAGUCCCGUCUGCAGAGCGCUGGACCUACAGCAGCGGCAGCAGCGUCCUCUGGACUCAGGACGCGGAGUGAGCGGAGGCUCCCCAUCCUGCUACCCACAGAACCGGCACGGAGCAGGAGGGGACAACCACAACUUAAACCUGACUUAUUUUGUGGAUUUGAACAAACAACACAAACCCCAUCAGGAAAACACACAUUUUCUUCUUGUUUUUUUUGUUUUUGUUUUAAUGAAUAAGACACUUUAGGUAUGAGUCCAUCCGUGAGCGGCACAGAGGAGGUUCGGGUGUCGGCGUUGACGCCCCUGAAGUUGGUGGGACUGGUGUGCGUCUUUCUCGCCCUGUGCCUGGAUGUCGGAGCUGUGCUGAGCCCGGCGUGGGUCACGGCGGAUGGCCAGUACUACUUGUCCUUGUGGAUGUCCUGCUGGAAGCCCGCCAGCUCCGCGAAGUGGUUCUGCAACUUCGCGCUGAACACUGGUGAGACAGACGCUCAUGUGCCUUUUACUGACUGGCAGAUUGCCACACUGGCCCUGUUGUUGGGGGGAGCAUCCCUCAUCGUGCUCGCCUUCCUUAUGGCCCUGAUAUCCCUGUGCAUCCGCUCCAGGGGUCGCUGCUACAAGCCCGUGGCUGUCAUACUGUUCUCUGCAGUGGUGCUCCAGGUGUGCAGCUUGAUCCUGUUCCCCAUCAAGUUCAUAGAGACGGUCAGGCUGAGGAUGUACCAUGAGUUUAACUGGGGCUACGGCCUGGCUUGGGGAUCCACCAUCUUCUCUUUUGGAGGAGCCAUCCUCUACUGCCUGAACCCCAAGAACUAUGAAGACUACUACUAAAAUACACAAGACAGGAAGGAAGAGAAACUGAGACUCUCUGUUUCACCCAGUGUCCUCUCAGUAAUAGGAACUUUCUAUCAGUUACAUUGCACAACCACAGACUAGAAAAAUAGGAAUAAAGAAACGCUUAUUGUUAGUUUCAGGGCUGGAAAUGAGCUCUUCCAUUUGAUACUGUGAACUUAUCAUCAUCUCUAAGACUAUCCUCAUUCAUUGGAUCCAUCAGCCCUGUGCUCUGUUUGGCACCAAACCCAGCCGUGAAAAGAAAUCCAAACCAGUUUAAUUAGACAAAGAAUGUUACUUCUCAGAUAAGUCUGUGUCCCCUUUAAGGGGAACUCCAGUAGGUCUUAGAUUUGGGCAGAAAAUCUAGAGAGAACAGAUGGAUUCACUGACCCCAUGCCAAGGACGAAUUGGUGGACUAAUCGACCAAUCAGAGCAGAGAAGUCAAAGAAUGAUACAAACUCGGGCCAUUUGGGGAAAGAAACGGAUCCAGAGAAGAGAAUGUCCUUUUGAAGUGAUAUCCUGAGGAUGACAAAGUGAGGAAGACAGGGCACACCUAAGGAAAUGCAACAUGCUGCAUUUCCCCAGUGUGUCACAACAUCUGGAACUUGUCUUCUUCCUCCUGUAGAGUGUAACAGCUCGGUGAAAGCAUGUCAUAAAGCUCCAAAGGACUGGCUUUUCCUGUCCUAUUUGAGUCUAUUAAAAGUCUCAGUGAUAGUCAUAAUAAACAGAAGUUACCCAAGACAGUAAAAACAUUCCACAGCCACCUUCUAAAUGAUAUCAUGCUGGUUAGAGGAACAUUUACUGGUUAAUGAAUAGCACAGUCGCAUGUAAACGGUGGUAAAACCUUUGGCUGCUAAUGUAAACCUGCAGCAUAACCCAAGCUAUAUCCACUUUUUUGAUAAAAUUGUAUUAUAUGUAAGUAUAUGGAGUAAGCAGUAAUAAUCAUUCCAAGAAGAGACCAGUGGGAAGGAAGAUGGCAAAUGACCAUGUCUGCUGAGUGUGUGCGCAUGUCCGCAUGAUCAUAUCACCCAGCAUGUGCUUACACUUCUACUCAUGUGAUGCCUCCUUAUC
Messenger RNA from Larimichthys crocea (large yellow croaker), 1967 nucleotides. It is a transcript of the gene tmem47, whose product is annotated as transmembrane protein 47. The transcript is spliced from 3 exons. Gene Ontology annotation, cellular component: membrane; cell-cell junction. The record is from RefSeq and is a predicted model, not a curated record. Bases 321 to 896 code for a protein of 191 amino acids. Lineage: Eukaryota; Metazoa; Chordata; Actinopteri; Sciaenidae. Gene Ontology annotation, biological process: cell-cell adhesion.